This is a messenger RNA of Marchantia polymorpha subsp. ruderalis, 1199 nucleotides long. The record is from the annotation of a GenBank genome assembly. Lineage: Eukaryota; Viridiplantae; Streptophyta; Marchantiopsida; Marchantiales; Marchantiaceae.
UGGCCUGAACUGUGAAUUCAACUGCGAAAUCGUGUCCGGGUGGAGACAACGUAGUUCCGACGUAGUUCCGGCUCCACAGAUUCUUCUUCUUCGAUCAUCACUGUCGUCUUUCUCUUCGAGUGCACCUCGUCCGAGCUGAUCUCAGGGCGCAUCAUCAGCGGUUGGUUGUUCAGGUACAUCCAUCCGAUCGAGGAAUAGCGGAAUGUGGGUUGUGAAGUUCACUUCACGUCAGCUCGAGUUCCGAGGCUCCGAGUCCAUGUGCUGACAUCGCUGCUGCUGGCGUCGAGGGCUCGCGCAGAGAAGCUCUGUUCCUUGGUCUUGAACGAUAGGCUGCUCGCUGGUUUGGCCGAAGAGCUAGCUCGCUUGCUCGCUCGCUCGCUCAGCAGCGAACGGAAGGAUGGCGGUGCAGCCAACGCCCUCGUGGCUCAGAUCGUACGCUGUAAUUUUUACCUCUCUUCUCGCUGGGGCCUCCGUCGUCCACAACAUCCUCAAGCCUGAUCUGACCAUUCCAGAUCUGGAGAAACUGGAGAAUAGCUCAGCGGAGGAGGAUGGUAGUUCACAACAGGUGGAGAUGACGAAGCCAGCCACCACUUGAGAGUGGUGGUGGACCGAAUUGGAAACGUGGCGUAACCCUAAAUCCCUGUGUUUGGACCCUCGAGACAACCCUAAAUUGGCGACGAUUUGAUGAGUGACAGAGGAACUGCAACUUUAAUUGCUGCAUCGUUUCCAAGUGGAGAUCUUUCUCAAAAGAGAGUACAUUCGUGAUUCGUGACCCAUCGAUGCAUCCAUCCGUCAACUAAUCGAGGAUCCAAGUCUUCGAGCGUUCGAAGCAGUGUUUUUCCGAUGGCAUGCACCCCAGACGACUACUUCUGAUACCAGUGCAUUCUUAAGCCAGUGUAUCUACCUGCAACGUUAAUGUAUAUUCAUUUCCGAGGAUGUCAAGUAAGGGUGCUCAAUUUGGGGUCGGUCUGUACAUACGAGUACGUUAUCCCGUGUAUGACUGAUUUGGUCCCUUACAAAGUUGAGUUUCAUGAUGUACACGAAACAGGGUCUGGAUUAGAACCAGGAAAUGUGACAGUUUCUCGUUAAGAUUAAAGUCCGCACCAAUUCACCAAUUCAAAGAAUUUUGACUCGAUUCCACUCAACAAGAUCUUUUCGAUUAGUGUGUAUUUGAAACUUCAUUAGAAUAAUCAGAUCUU